AUGAACGACUUGUUGAGGCAGCAACUGGCCAUCGUAAUUCAGCAAUUUCAGGCCUCGAAUUUCUCCUUCUUCCUUGCCGGCAAUGCUAUUCUCUCCAUCACUGGUAGGUCGGCUGCCACUGGACAUUCGGGCCCUGGUACAGCUGCUACCAAGAAGGAGGUCGGCCAGCUGAGACAAGUCAAAGUCAAAGAAACGCUGGCCCAGCAAGACCAAGAGCUCGCUCAAGGAGGCAGAGAGGUCGAAAAGCAGCGGGCCAACACUGAUGCACUCGAAGCUGAAGUCAAUCGGCUCAAGUCCACCGAGGCUACGCUUGCGCAGCGAGCUCGAGAACUCGUGGAGACACGAGGAAAGGCCGAAGAAGAGGAUUUGAAAUUGGUCAAUGAGGAGCUUGAGCAUCAGAGACAAGAGCUCAAGCAUCGAGACCAAGAGCUCGCAGAGCAACUAGCAAAGACUGAGCAAGAGACUAGGGCACGUGCUAUAGCCAGCCAGGUGAUACUAGUGCUCAAGAAGGAGGCUGGUAGCCUCAAAGUAGAGUUGGGCCUCACCAAGCAAUUAGUCGAGGGGGGGUGCACUCGAAGCGACGAGCUCAAUCUUGAGAUUGGCGCGCUUCAAUAUCGAUUGGAAACGUCGGCUACACUGGAGCUCAGUACCAGAGUCAUCCAGGAGCAGGGGCGCCAGGAUGCCGCCAACGUCAUUGAGGCAGUCCUCAGCGCCGUGAAGCAUCUCCAAGAGAAGCAAAACGUUGUGCGUAUGGACUCGGCAACGCAGGCCACUCCAGAGUCGACCACUAGAAUUGACUUGACUCUCGCAGAGGUCCAAGUCUCUGCCAACAUGCAUGGAGACGAUCGAGGUCCCAAGAGGCGCUGAGUGGAGGAAGAGGAAGGCGACGGUCAGCAGGCCCAAACGGUCCUCGAAGAGGCCAAGCGAGUGGCUUAUAGUUGUCUAGAAUCGCUGUAGUUUGACGAUGGUGGCCACGACACAUUGAAGAAGUUUAAGAGGGCGUACGAGGCGUACGCUUUGGACGAUGGUCAGUGGGAAAAAGUCGAGGCCUUGAGAUAAGUUGCCCAAAUAGACUUGAC
Molecule: messenger RNA, 1079 nt
Organism: Colletotrichum godetiae
Lineage: Eukaryota; Fungi; Ascomycota; Sordariomycetes; Glomerellales; Glomerellaceae
Exons: 3
Coding region: 1-867 (288 amino acids)
Molecular function (GO): GTP binding; GTPase activity
Source: RefSeq, a predicted model, not a curated record